GCGCAGCCAGUCGCAUCAGACCCGGGAGACCGCACCGAGGGUGGCGCAUCCAUGCGACAAGAGGCGACGAGUCCGCUUCACUGAAUGCCAGGGUUUUUUAAAAAAGCCAAAACUCGCGCGCGCCUGUCUUUUUUCGCGCACGCAGUACUUUUUUUUCUAAUCCACCUUUGGAACGAUUGUAUGAUCCCGGAGAAAUUAACAUCAAAGGGUUCUGCGGACAUCAAGGAUCAAGGAGUAAUGUUUCAAAAAGAAAUCUAUAAAGAGCUUCAUUAACAUAUGUCAAGAGGGCAUUUAACCGGGGAAUGCAUUUAAACGGGCGCUCAAUCUGGCCCCUUCAUUUCAACACGGAGUAAAACCAAAGUGGAGCGUUGCUGGAACCGGGUCCACGGCUCAAGGAAACCCACAGCGCACUCAAGUCAGUGGGAAUAGUCCGUGGGAUAGCGAGAGCGCGAGCAUGUGCUAACGGACGCGGAUGUGUACAUGCAGUAAGCGGCGAUCUGGUACUGCGCAAAGGUGUUUACUCCGGACAUCUCGCUGCAACUUUUGCGAUUUGAAAGCGGCAGCGCGGGGCGGUUUUGGGAUGGCUUCCGCGGGCGAAGUGGGGAGCUUCGUACACGGCCUGGACAGCUUCGGUCACGGAUCGCAUUUUGUCCUGACGCCCGCAGGGGAGAGUCCGGUGUUGCUGGGAGAUCACCUGGUCCCAGCGGAGAGGCUCUCUCGGAGUACCCCCGCGGAUUUAACGCAUUUGAAAGGGAUUCUGCGGAGGAGGCAGCUGUAUUGCAGAACGGGAUUUCACCUUGAAAUACUACCGGAUGGCACGGUGCAAGGAACACGGAAAGACCAUAGCCGAUUUGGUAUUUUGGAGUUCAUCAGUCUUGCGGUCGGAAUGGUGAGCAUCAGGGGGGUGGACAGUGGACUUUAUCUCGGAAUGAAUGACAAAGGAGAACUCUACGGCUCUGAGAAGCUGACUGCGGAGUGUGUCUUCAGGGAGCAGUUUGAGGAGAACUGGUACAACACGUAUUCCUCUAACCUCUACAAGCACGGGGAGAAGGGAGACCGAUAUUUCGUGGCCCUGAACAAAGACGGGACGUCUCGGGAUGGGACGCGGUCCCGGCGCCACCAGAGGUUCACGCACUUCCUGCCCCGGCCGGUUGACCCGGAGCGGGUACCGGAGCUGUACCGGGAGAUUCUAGGACCCAGCUGACGCAUGCGCACGCCGGCCCUGGACUUCCGGGUUUCCGCGGAAACAAGGACGCACGCUCAGUAGCUCCAAAGAAAAGAAGG
Megalops cyprinoides (Indo-Pacific tarpon) is the source of this 1284-nucleotide messenger RNA. Its product is annotated as fibroblast growth factor 20-like. Gene Ontology annotation, molecular function: growth factor activity; fibroblast growth factor receptor binding. NCBI's taxonomy places the organism in Eukaryota, Metazoa, Chordata, Actinopteri, Elopiformes, Megalopidae. Gene Ontology annotation, cellular component: cytoplasm. Gene Ontology annotation, biological process: positive regulation of protein phosphorylation; fibroblast growth factor receptor signaling pathway; cell differentiation. The record is from RefSeq and is a predicted model, not a curated record. Bases 473 to 1204 code for a protein of 243 amino acids. The transcript is spliced from 3 exons.